Messenger RNA from Penicillium argentinense, 1341 nucleotides. RefSeq lists its product as uncharacterized. NCBI's taxonomy places the organism in Eukaryota, Fungi, Ascomycota, Eurotiomycetes, Eurotiales, Aspergillaceae. Gene Ontology annotation, molecular function: siRNA binding. Gene Ontology annotation, biological process: regulatory ncRNA-mediated heterochromatin formation. The record is from RefSeq and is a predicted model, not a curated record. The transcript has 4 exons. The coding region runs from base 1 to 1341 and encodes 446 amino acids. Gene Ontology annotation, cellular component: nucleus.
AUGUUCGUCUACCGAAACAAGGAUCUUCCGGAGGAUCCCUAUUUCCCGGCAGAUCUUGCAAAACUGGGGUAUUGCAUCACUGAGAACGACCAGCUCCGCAGCAUCAAAGAUCACACGGCAGAGUUCAUGUACCGAAUCAACCGGAAUGAACGAUACAAUAUCAAGAAUCGCGAGGCAACUAAUGACUGUAUUCGAGCAAUCAUCAGUCAACGACUCCAAGAUGCCGGCCUGGAAUACAUGCGUCUGCCACUCCAUACGGUCAACGAUCGUAUCAUCGAGAGCGAGAACAACGUAGCUCAUGUUCCCAUCAUGGUAUCUCCCAACCUGAAUACGGCGGACCGCAUUUUUGUCGUAUUUGGAGAGCCGAUGCAGGAUCUUGGGGUCUGGGCAUACCGAGUCAUCGGCCACGACACCAUCAACAAAGGAUCCGCUGUGGAGUUCGUCAAUGGCGUCCUUGGGGAAGAGAACAAGACGGGCAAUGCUCUUGUCCUUGCUAACACGGGUCAGUUACUCUGGAAUUGGGCCACCUCUCGUGCUGUGACAACCGCCACUUGGGAUUCCCUCCCUCGUCCUUCCGGGAACUGGGGAGCGGCCGCGACCAGUUGGCGGAACAAGAUACCGUUCAACAAGGACUGGAGAGAGCAUAUCAUGCAUGUCUUCAACAAUCUGCUGUGGCCACUCGUGCGUGGAAAGCAGACCCGUAUUGACAUCAUCGGCAUCUCUGAAGGUGGCUUGGGUGCGAUUCAGUUCCUCGAUACCAACUGGCAAGUCUGGCGUCCCUUUAUUUCCGGCAUCUGCUUGGGCAACCCGCUCCAGGAAGUGAACGCUGAUAUCGACAUGAGCACCGUAACCGAUCCAAGUUCUUUCCCAGCUUUUGUGUCCUCCCGUUGCCGCGCCUACGUCUUGUCCGAUGAGAAAGUGGGCACCCGUCACUCGGGCUAUCGCCAGUAUGGCUGCAACUGCUACUCUGCAGGUGAGGCUUGCCACACUGAGUGCAUUCUGCCCAGUGCGUGGCGCGAUAUGCUCAAGUGGCUGGAUGUGCUUUACAAGGAUCCUUCUUACGCAGAGAAGGUUGUGAUUAUCGGUGACGACCUGGAAAAGGAAACCCUUGAGGCGAUGCAGGAUUUGAAAGUGACAAACGAUGAAGAGGAAGGGGAAGCCAAAGUGUUCCCGGAGCUGGCACAAGAGGAUGUUCAGAAUACCAAGGGUCCGGAUGGUUCGGAGGAUGCGAAGAAAGAUGCCAAAGAGGCGGCAGAGAUGGAUGCGAUAGAUAUGGGUCAGCAGGAGGGAAACUCUGGCGAGGCCCAGACUAACGGAGCAGAGACUGAAAAGACUGCCUAA